CUCAAUCAAGUUUCUUAAGCCUUAAAGUUCAAACAUAAUUUAUCUGAUUUCCAUUUCGAUACACAAAAUACCAAAGUAGUUAAAGUGAAAAUGACCCAGAGGACAACGGUGUCCCUAACUUCGCAGGUCGAGGUCCUGAUGACUGGAUCCAGGUAUUUGGGGGAACGAAACGAAUUGGGCAUGCAGGAGUAUGGAGUCUACACCUAUCCGGAUGGAACUCGUUACACGGGGGAGUUCCUCAACGGUCGCUUCCACGGCAGGGGAACCAUUCAAAUUCCAGAUCCGGCGGGUAUCAUCUACCAAGUGACCCACCGCCAUGGAAAACUUAAGUCAAUCGAGCAGAUGAACUUCAGCGAUCAACUGCCUGUGGAUUUCGAGAUGACGGGUCGUGGCUCUUUGAAUUUCGAAUCCUGGCCGUAUUGCACCGCCGAGGAUCGUCGUUUCUUCCAGGAGACCAAGGCACCCCUUGAUCCAGUCGGUCCGAACAAGUUCAAGACCAAGGAUGGACCCGCUUCCGUGACUUUGGAACGAAAUGCCUUCGACUUGGGCUUUGGCAUAAUCGGAAAUCGUGGCUUUAUGUUGGACACAAAGACCAACUGCAAGAAGAGUUCCUAUUUGGGUUGCCGCGAGGCACGUCGUUGGAUUCGGGAGAACUGCGUCCAUGGUCCUUUGUGGAAUCGUCAUCACAAGCAGGAGGUGAUGGCCCGAUUUGCCCGGGAGAUUAUCAAAAAUAAUCAGGAGAGCGCUGCUGUCUGCAGCCGAGAGAAUUUUACCCCUGAGAUUCGUGUUUGCCGUCGAAGCUGCAGCCUGGACAGCUUCGGAUCGACUAGACUCCACUUGGCCAGCACCUCGGACACCUGCUCCUCGGAGGUUCAGGACAUGAAGAUGCGUCUUCAGGAUUUCCGGAAAAAGUGGAGGCGAUCGAAAAGCGAGAGCAGCGUUUGCCGCAUCAAUUGAUCAAAAUUUGUUAACCUUACAUUCAGGUUGCUUUCGGUUCUACUUUGUUUAUGGCUUCAAAUUAAUAUAUUGUGUGUAGUUGACCCACA
Molecule: messenger RNA, 1046 nt
Organism: Drosophila ficusphila
Lineage: Eukaryota; Metazoa; Arthropoda; Insecta; Diptera; Drosophilidae
Exons: 1
Coding region: 91-957 (288 amino acids)
Source: RefSeq, a predicted model, not a curated record